Molecule: messenger RNA, 2755 nt
Organism: Planococcus citri (citrus mealybug)
Lineage: Eukaryota; Metazoa; Arthropoda; Insecta; Hemiptera; Pseudococcidae
Exons: 15
Coding region: 1442-2647 (401 amino acids)
Source: RefSeq, a predicted model, not a curated record
AAAAACCCAAACUGCGCAUAAAAUAUUAACUUAUUUUGUCUAGUUGAUGGUAAGUGGUGAAAGAAUGAGAUGAAUGUUACGACAUCGAAUUAAAAAAUGCGUUCGAUAUUCAUUUUUUUCGUUUUUCUUUCAUUUCACUGGAAUGAAUGUAUUUCGACAAAAACCAUUCUCUUCAUAUAUGGUAACACAAACAUGACUGAAUACGAUGUGAAGGAGCUAUCAGAAAAUUUAGAAAACAUUUCCAAAGACAAAUUGUUCAAGGAUGGAUUUGAUUUCAAUUUCAAAAUAAUACUCCCCAAUAUAUCUUACGUCGUAGAAAUAAUAAAUUCCACAAAACCGAGAACCUCAAACAAUUACAGUAUCAAAGGCCAGUCAAUACUCAAAAGUUUACAAACACAGUUACAAGAGUGUCCUGAUCAUUCUGUAAUCAAUAUCAUUACAAAUGCUGCAGCACCUGAUGAUGUGAACUUGAUUCCCAAUAUACUGGAACUGAUACAAAUCAAAAGAAUCGAAGUCAACUUUUUAAUCCAAACAGAAGAUGAAUUACCUAUUACCUCGCUUCCUGAAUAUAAAUUAAUCACUAUUAUAAGCAAUGGAUUUAUAGUUUGUUCAGAACUACCUAAAUUUGGAUUUGAUCUGAGACCAUCACUGAGAUUAAUUGAGUUUCCAGGUUCUCUGAAUUCGUGGUUAAAAUCAAUCAAGCAGAAAGUCACUUUACUAGCAGUUCAUCGCGUAGGUAAUUACCGACAUUGUAUCCAUUUAGACCCCUUUUUAAAACAAGAAGAAAAAGAGAUGAUUUUUACUCGAGGAUUACAACUACAUUUCGUAUUGAAGUAUUCCUAUACACUAGAAGUGCGUCGCUUCGGUCCAGAAUUCAAUAUCUUCCACGACCACCCUUCUAAGAUUCAGGAGUGCGUUAAGAUCGGCAGAAUGUUAACUGAAAACUCUCCACUUCUGUAUGGCUUGCGAAUCAUUGAUAGAAGCGAUUUCGACAUAGAUUAUGGAUUUUCCACAGAUGCAGUUCGUUCCUUGAACGAAACACGUAAAAGACCAAUCACCAGUAAAUUAGAAAAAAUCUACGUCACGUCCAGCAACAAAACUUUCCAAGCUACAUUUAACUCCUUCAGUGUGCUCUUCCUAAACGGUACAUAUUUUGCGAAAAAAUUCCUUUGCAUUCAGUACCACAGACUGAUUUAUUCGCAGGAUCAUUUCAAUCGCCCAAACAGCAUUAUUUCAACAUAAAAGUAACAGCUCAUGUGAAAAAGAAAAAAGUUUAUCGAUUGUCACAAACUGCUAUGAAUGCUGCGGAUGAAUACAACAAAAGUGAAAAAAACUCCACAAAUGUACAACUCUAUGACAACGCAACGAGUUUUUUGAUUUCAAAAAUUAAAAAAAAUGUACUUCGACGAAAACAGUUAUCUUCAUAUAUGGUGACACAAACAUGACCGAAUAUGAUGUGAAGGAGUUAUCAGAAAGCAUAGAAAAAAUUUCCACAAGCGAAUUAUUCAACGAUGGAUUUGAUUUCAAUUUCAAAAUAAUACUCCUCAAUACAUCUCACGUUGUUGAAAUAACAAAUUCCACAAAACCGAGAACCUCAAAUAAUUACACUAUCAAAGGCCAGUCAGUACUCAAAAGUCUACAAAUACAGCUACAAGAAUGUCCUGAUCAUUCUGUAAUCAAUAUCAUUACAAAUGCUACAGCACCUGAUGAUGUGGAUUUGAUUCCCAAUAUACUGGAACUGGUACAAACCAAAAGAACCGAGGUCAACUUUUUAAUCCCAUUAGAGGACGAAUUACCUGCUACCUCACUUCUUGAAUAUAAAUUAAUUACGAUUAUAAGCAACGGGUUUAUAGUCUGCUCAGUAUUACCUAAAUUUGGAUUUGAUCUCAGACCAUCAAUGAGAGCAAUUGAGUUUCCAGGUUCUCUGAAUACGUGGUUAAAAUCAGUCUCGCAAAAAAUAACCCUACUAGUUCUUCAUAGCGAAAAUGAUCGCCAAUGUUGCUUCCAUUUAGACCCAUUUUUGAAACCCGAUAAUAAAGAGCUGAUUCUUACUCGAGGAUCACAUUUAGUCAAUGUAUUCUCUUAUUCCGAUGCAACCAUGCGCGUGCCAGGUCGGGAUUUACAAGUGGAUGUCGAACAACCUACUAAGUUUCUGGAGUGCGUUUCGAUCUACGUAUUUACCGAAACCCCUUCACUUCAGUAUAGUUUGCGUAUCAGUGCUAGAAGCGAUUUCGAUAUCGAUUACGGAUUUUCCACACAUGCAGUUCGUUCCUUAAACGAAACACGUAAAAGACCAAUCGUCAGUGAAUCUGAAAAAGUCUACGUCACAUCCAGCAACAAAACUUUCCAACCUACAUUUAAUUCUUUCAGUGUACUUCUUCUAAAUGGUACUUAUUUUGGAGGAGAUAUUCCUUUGCAUUCAAUAUCAGGGACUGAUUUAUUUACGGGAUCAUUUAAACCACCCAAAAAAGAGUAUUUCUUUUUACAAGUGACAGCUUAUAUCAAAGAGGAAGGAAUUUCUCGACUGUCAUGGACAGCUAUGAAUGCUGCGGAUGAAUAUAACAAAAGUGAAAACAACUCGACAAAUGCACAAAUCUAUGGCAACACAACAAGUUCUUUCAUCUCAAAAAUUAAAAAAGUAACAUAAAUCAUAGGUAAUAUAAUUUUUUAGUAUUUUAGGAAUUUCACCAUUUUAUUAUAAUACGAAUUCAUUUUAUGAGAGAAAUAAACGCACAAAAUAUUAUUGUGAAAAGUA